AUGGCACCAAGAAAGAAGCAGCAAGUUCAAAAACCAACAAUUAAAAAUGAUCAAGUGCAAAAGUUGACAAAGGAGAAGAAGGAGUUGGAGCAAAAAUUGAAAGAAGCGCUAAAACAAGUUGCUGAUAUUCAACAAGAAAAUGAACAACGACGAAUCGAACUUUUGGGGACAUACCGAGAAAUGAGGCGAGAGUUUGAUAACCGAACCAGGCAAAUUGUACAGUCAAUUGAGUCGGUUAAUAAAAGUUUGAAAAACGCGGAGGGCAGAGCUCAAAAAACCGAGAAGCAACGGCAAAUUUUGAUGAGAACAAAGUUGGAACAAGAACAGAGAAUCGCUUUUCUCAACGACUGUCUUCACGAGAAAAAAACGCAUAAGAUGGUGGAGGCUGAACGUAGAAAGACAGAAAUGAGUCGGAAGCAGAUGUUGAAAGCACAGAAGGAGCUUCGAGAAAUUCAAGAAGGAAAAGAAGGAGUCUCGAAACCAUGGAGACAAUGUGAAAUCUGUGGAGAAGACUACACUGAGCGAGCUCUACACAUGCCUCGUGUUCUCGAUUGCGGUCACACCUUGUGCCAAACAUGCAUCAAAAGAUUGGCUGGUGACGAAGGAGUCCAUUGUCCAUUCGAUCGAGAAGUCACUAUUAUCCAGAAAUCACGGAUCAAUACUCUUCCAAAAAAUUUCGCCGUUCUUCACAUGUGA
Molecule: messenger RNA, 696 nt
Organism: Caenorhabditis briggsae
Lineage: Eukaryota; Metazoa; Nematoda; Chromadorea; Rhabditida; Rhabditidae
Exons: 3
Coding region: 1-696 (231 amino acids)
Source: RefSeq, a predicted model, not a curated record